This is a messenger RNA of Diorhabda sublineata, 2711 nucleotides long. RefSeq names its product lysine-specific demethylase 7B-like. Gene Ontology annotation, molecular function: transcription coregulator activity; histone demethylase activity. The transcript has 13 exons. The coding region runs from base 53 to 2689 and encodes 878 amino acids. Lineage: Eukaryota; Metazoa; Arthropoda; Insecta; Coleoptera; Chrysomelidae. Gene Ontology annotation, biological process: protein demethylation; regulation of transcription by RNA polymerase II. The record is from RefSeq and is a predicted model, not a curated record.
AUUCAAAUGAAAGUUGGUAUGGCAGCGAGUGACAAACAAAACAACGUCAAAGAUGUUUAAAGCACAACAUACAUUUUCUGAAGAGCCAAAUCUUUAUUCUACAAGUAAUUACACCAUGGAAAAUUCUUAUUGUCUUUGUGGUCAGCCUUAUAACCCGAACAUUUUCAUGAUACAAUGUGAUGCUUGUAAAGAUUGGUUCCAUAGCAUUUGUUGUAAUUUCUCGGAGUAUACAGCAAUAGAAAUAGACAAAUAUCACUGUCCAAGGUGUGCCCCAGCCUUUGGGCCAUCUAUAAAUAAACCUAUUUGUAACUGGCAUAGACAUGAUUACUGGGAUGAUAAUGCUUCAACAAAACCUGUCCAAACUGGUACUCCUGUGUUCAUAAAAGAACUAUGUGCUAGACAUUUUACACCAGAAACAGAUGUAGUUAUGCAUAUGAGGGGACAGCAGCUAACAGAAACGUUUUUGAAGACACAUGGCUUUAAUAAACCUAUAUCCAUAGAUACAAAAGAUGGACUAGAUUUAACCGUACCUCCAGAAAACUUUAGUGUUUAUGAUGUAGAAUCAUUUAUAGGUGGUGAUAUGGAGAUUGACGUUAUUGAUGUUUGUCGCCAAACAAAUAUUAAAAUGAAGCUGAGGGAAUUUGUUGAGUAUUUUAAUAAUUUGAACCGUACCAGAGUGUUCAAUGUGGUUAGUUUGGAGUUUUCGGGCACUGGCCUCUCGGAGCUAGUUGAUGCACCAAGUAUAGCUCGGGCUUUAGAUUGGGCAAACUAUGUGUGGCCAAUAAAUUACCCUGGAAAGCCACAGGUUCAAAAAUACUGUUUAAUGAGUGUAAAAGAUUCCUAUACUGAUUUUCAUAUAGACUUUGGUGGAACCAGUGUGUGGUAUCAUGUGUUGAAAGGUGAAAAAAUAUUUUAUUUUGUUAAACCCACUCCAGCAAAUUUAACACUUUAUUCACAGUGGAUGACAUCUACUAGCCAAAGUGAGACAUUCUUUGGAGAUCAGGUUGAUCAGUGUAUUAAGUGUGUAAUAAAACAAGGUCAAACAAUGCUUAUUCCAACAGGAUGGAUCCACGCAGUCUACACUCCAGUUGAUUCUAUAGUUUUUGGAGGAAAUUUCCUACAUUCUCUUAAUAUAGGAAUGCAGUUAAGUGUUUAUGAAAUAGAAAAGAAAAUCAAGACAGAACACAAAUUUCUAUAUCCAAAUUUUGAAAUGAUAAACUGGUUUGCAGCUGUUUAUUUAUUGGAACAACUUGUUGAAAUAAAUAUGCAUGAAAGUAGGUGUCCUGAAUACUUUUUGGCAGGAAUGAAAGCAUUAUUACAAAGUCUUAAGCAUUGGAAUACAGAAAAAGAUUACAAUAUGUCUGUAAGAGAACAACUUCCAAUUACGGUGAAUAUUCCAAAACUUUUGAAAGAUAUAGGUAAAGAAAUUCGACAUGCCGAAAGAUAUAUAAUUCAAUUGAAUCCUCCAAAACCUGAAAGAGAGUCCAAAAGGAAAAGGAAAAAACCAGUGAAUAAAGACUUUGUUGACUAUUCAUUGUUACCAAAAUCCACGUCCCAAGAUUUUAUGCCACUCCAUGAACUACCUCCACCUCCAGCUAGUCCUGUAAAAUACUCUCAUCAAUCGCCUUUAAAACUUACGCUCCCGAAACCUGCUAUGUAUCCAUACGAACGCUCAGUGACAGCUGCGGAAUCGCAGCCUUCGGUAAUUGAUGAAACUAGAAGCCUAGGUACCCCACAAUGGUUAAAUAUGCCAUUUGAUAGACCUCAAGAAACUGUAGCUAUUCAUAGAGGUGGAACAGUGAUGAAAAUUAAAUUAGGAUCGAAAGAUAUUUUACCACCACAAAUUCCAAAUGCACCACCAACAGACUAUGUGUUCAGAGAUGAAUUGGGAAGCAAUUCCCAAGAUAUUUAUGACUUUCGAGAUGAUAGUGAUAGAGAUGAAGACUGCUUUAAUUUUAUGAUAGACGAAUCCCCUCAAAAAAAGCGUAAGAAAUCAAGUGGAAAGGCACGUGUACCUGCUAAGAAAGUAAAAACGCCUCCAGGAGAAGGAUCAAAUGGAAUCGAAUCUCUAAUACAAGCAUCUGCCUUGUCGGUACCUAUAACUCCUGAGGGUGGAACGUCGCCUUCUACACAAGAAGCAAUAGCUGGUAUGCUCUCUAUUAGUCAAAAUUGGUCACCAAACAAAACCCAAAGAAAAAGAUAUGUACAAAGUCCUAUUGAAGAAAAUGUUAAUAAUGUUCAUCAAGACGAUGAUUAUGUAUAUCCAUCUUUAGACAAUUCCGAUGAUGAGGAAGUACAAAUUUUUAAGACCCGAGGUAAAUCGAAAAUUGACGAGGCGUGGAGUCCAAAGGCAAGAGUUGGUCCAUUGUUACCGAAAAUGAAUCGACCUGCAAGAGAGGGUACUAAGAAACAAUCAGUAGAAAAAGUUCUUGAAGCUGCAGCAGCCAGAAGGUUACAUGAGAUACCUGAUAAAAAUAAGUCUCCUAAAAGGCAGUACCGCCGUAGGAAAAUUAAACCAAAAUUAGAUAUACGCAGUCCAUCCUCUAGUGCCACCGCAAUACCUAGUACAUCAAUGUCGAAUCCCGUCAUCCCAUCUAGUAGUGGUAUAAUACCUAAACCUCGAAAGGGAAUGAAGACUGUUAAACAGCGAUUAGGUAAAAUAUUGAAGAUUCACAAAAUGAUUCACUAAUUUAAUUUAUAGUUUAUUAUUG